AAUUACAGGAGCUUAGCGUGCUUACGAGCUGCCAUUUUGACGAGCUGGUGGCUGUCGUUCCUGAGAGCCGCUCGGAGGAGGUGGAAUGCAGGGUGAUAAUGCUGCAUAUCUGCUGUCAGGCAGCGGAGCAGGGUUUUGUCUUGUAAAGGCAAGGUUCCUCUGCAAUGUUAUCUCGGCGGCUCGCUAGCCGCUCCGAGUGAAAGCCGGUAAUCCAGGAGCAGGGUGUUGCCCUUCCUUGUGCUGCUCCUGCCUGCCUCGGCUGCGGGCGGCGGGCGCUACGGAGAGGGCAGGUGUGCGGCUCGACGGGCGCUGCUGGGGCUGGGCGGAAGCCCCUUCCCAGCCUUACGUGCCGCUGGCUAGCGGGCUGGCUAAGGAGCUUCUGCCCCUGGACUCUUCCACAAAAGGAAGCUGCUGUGCAUCUCGGCUUGUGCGAGAGAGAUUUGUGUGUGAGUUAAAUUAAUUUCUUGAGAGAAACCUUCAUAAAGGGCUAAAUAAACAAGCUCUGCGUGUACAGAAAGUUCUCAUUCCGCACUUGAGACUCAGCUAAACUCAUCUGUCUGGACAUCUGAAGACUUUUAUAGCAAAUCCUCCAGUGUCAAAAUGAACACAGAUAGCGGUGGGUGUGCUGGCAAACGUGCUGCAAUGUCUGUCACAUUAACAGCUGUGAAGAGAGUUCAGAGUUCUCCAAACCUAUUGGCCUCAGGGUCCGAUUCUCAGUCUCCAGAUUCAGCCUGGAGAUCUUACAAUGAUGGAAGUAGAGAGACAUUGAAUGGAGAUGCUGGCAGUUCAUCUCUUACAGCAAAAGGGUUUAGGAGCGUGCGGCCAAAUCUACAGGAUAAAAAAUCACCAACUCAGGCACCUCUGCCACCCCCUAGGAAAGAAAGUUUUUGGAAAGCAAGAGUAACUAACCACAAGAAUGAAAUUAAUCUCCAGGCAGUAACAGCUGACCCAGCUAAAAACCUUCCCACAGAUACUGCCUAUUGCACUCACGAGAAGUCUGUCCAGAAGACAAUGUCUUCUCAAAUAUCUAACACUAGCGUGUCCUAUGCACAAAAAAUCUCUAAACCACUGACUUCAAUCUCCAGUGCAGGCACAGUAGCUGGUAUUAGUACUACUCUCCAUCAAGGCCAAAGGCAACAGUCUCAAAAACGUAGGGUGUCCGCCCUGAAAUUAACCCGUACACAUGACCCGGCGAGUAGCGUUCAUUGCAAUAGACAGCAACAGCUCAAGCCUGUUGAAGUGCCAGAAUUUCCACAAAGGCCUAUCUCACCUGCCUGUAACCCCGUGCUGGAGGUACACACAGCGUCUCUUUCCAUUCAGAUAGCUCCUAUCCCUGACAAUAAAGCAGAGCCUGAAAAACAAGAACAUCCACCUAGUAUUUCUCCAGACACUUCAAAGAUGUCUUCAAAGGAUUUGGGACAAAAGUCUACAGUUCCUCCUUCUUCACAGGCUGCAGAAUGCCAUGUGGCUCAGAUCACAGUGAAUGGGAGCUCUGGCACUGCUGCCAGCCCAGUGAGUCACUUUCAAAGGCCUUUUUCCCCUUCUUCAGCUUACCCUCCACCAGCUUCGCUCAAUUCCAACAUUGUUAUCAUGCAGCAUGGCCGGAUGAUGGAGUCCACAGAGACAUACUCACAGCAUGUUCAGACUGUUGGCAGCACCACCACCACCAGUACAAUACCAAUCUGUAGAUCCUCAGAAGAAGAAAAAAAAAUUACAGUCAUUAAAGCCCCACAUUAUGCAGGGAUUGGCCCGGUGGAUGAAUCUGGAAUCCCUACAGCAAUUAGAACGACAGUUGACAGGCCGAAAGACUGGUACAAGACAAUGUUCAAGCAAAUCCAUAUGGUUCAUAAGCCUGAUGACGACACAGACAUGUAUAAUACUGCAUAUGCAUACAGUACUGGUAGCUACAGUCCAUCCUUCUCUGCUCAGGCACACCCAGCUGCAAAGACUCAGACAUACAGACCAUUGUCUAAAAGUGCUUCUGACAGUAGCUCUGAUGCCUUUAAGGUCUCAUCCCCUUUACCACCUCCACAUGUGCCACCUCCACCACCACACCGUCUGAGGCAAAGGUCUACACCAGAAAAAAAUGACUGGGAUCCCCCUGACAGAAAGGUAGAUACUCGCAAGUUCCGUUCCGAACCAAGGAGCAUUUUUGAAUAUGAGCCGGGAAAGUCAUCAAUCCUUGAACAUGAGAGACCGACUGGUCGCAUAAACCCAGAUGACAUAGAUUUAGAAAAUGAACCCUGGUAUAAAUUCUUUUCAGAAAUGGAGUUUGGAUGUCCGACUUCCUUAUAUCAUCACUAUUCAACAGACAAAGGCCUGGAUAGGCCCUCUAGUUCUGCAAGUACUGCAAGUGACUACAGAAAAAGAAGGAAGUCGGAACCUGCUGUAAGUCAUCAGAAUGCAAACAGGCCUAGCCUGGGCCGUACAGAUAUGCAAAGCCCAUCUACCACCCUUAGAAAGCCUUUAACUAGCUCGUCUCCUUCUUCUCCAUCAAGAGCAAAAGGUGGGGAUAUUAGCAAAGUGUAUCCAUCCCUUUUAAGUUAUUCAGUGCACAACCACAACACCUCAAAUGAAUUAGAUUACUGUAGCACUUACAGACAACAUUUAGCUGUUCCAAAUGAUUCAAGAAGGGCAAUCAGCUACAAGAAUGGCUGGCAAAUGAGUCGUCAAAAUGCAGAAGUCUGGAGCAGCACAGAAGAAACUGCUUCUCCAAAAAGAAAAUCUCGUAGCUAUGAUGAUCUGUUAACAGAUGAUCGCGAUAGCUUUCCUGAUGCACAGGCUAAGUCUGAAAGCAUGGGCUCUCUCUUAUGUGAGGACUCCAAAGAAGUUUGCUCCAUGAACUGGGUCUCCCCAUAUGUUGAGGGCCAUGGUAAUAGCAGGCCAAGGGUUCGUCACAGAUCUGCACAUGAUGCACCAGGUUUCCUAAAAAUGUACAAAAAGAUGCACCGCAUCAAUCGCAAGGACUUGAUGAAUUCUGAGGUGAUUUGUUCUGUGAAGUCCAGAAUACUGCAGUAUGAAAAAGAACAGCACAAAGCUAUUCUUCAAGGCUGGAGAGAGUCUUCUACUGAAGAGGUUCCCAGAGACAUGGUGCCAACCAGAAUAUCUGAAUUUGAAAAAUUAAUUCAGAAGUCAAAAUCAAUGCCGAACCUCGGUGAUGAAAUGUUGUCAACGGUUACACUAGAGCCUCCUAAAAAUGGCUUAUGUCCAAAGAGGCGGUUUUCUAUCGAAUCCUUGCUAGAAGAAGAAAAUCAAGGCAGACAUCCUUCUCAGGUACAACGGAGCUACAAGUGUAAAACCCUGGUGCCAAUUCAUAUUGAAGUGACUAGUGAUGAGCCACAACGAUCGCAUAUGGAUUUUUCUGACAGUGAUCAAGAUGGAGUGGUUUCUGAUGUCAGUGACUUUAUCCAGAUAGAGGGGUCAUCCUUUUGUAGUGAAAGUGACUUUGAUCACUUUUCCUUCACAUCAUCUGAAAGCUUUUAUGGAUCAGGCCAUCACCAUCACCACCACCACCACAGGCAUCUUGUCAGCUCCUGCAAAGGACGAUGCCCAGCGUCCUACACGCGCUUCACCACCAUGUUAAAACAUGAAAGGGCUAAACAAGAAACCACUGAAGAUACAAGGAGACAGGAAACAGAAUCUGGCCUCUCUAAGAUAGCAUUCCUAGUCAGUCCCGUGCCUUUCCGCAGGAAAAAAAGUGCAGCUCCUAAAAAACAAACUGAAAAGAAAAAAUGCAAGUCAUCUGUAUUUGAAGCACUAGAUUCUGCACUAAAAGACAUCUGUGACCAAAUUAAAGCUGAAAAAAGAAGGGGAAGCUUGCCUGACAACAGCAUACUACAUAGACUUAUUACUGAGCUGCUUCCUGACAUUCCAGAAAGGAAUUCAUCUCUUAAAGCUCUGAAAAAGAAUCCCAUGCACCAGCUUUUUCAUCCACUGCCUCAAGAUGGUGCUAUCCAUUGCCCACUGUACCAGAAUGAUUGUGGAAGAUUACCUCUUAGUGCCUCUUUUCCAGACAUGGAUGCAACUAACAACAACGAUAGUGCACUGUGUUUCCAAGUAGACCAGGAGUCUCCUGGAAGCUAUUCUUCUGCUUUCACUGAUGUGGGACGAUGUACUCCAAGGGAGAGAAGAGGAACUGCAGACAAAGAGAAACUGCCAGCUCGAGCUGUAUAUGACUUUAAAGCUCAGACUUCUAAAGAGCUGUCCUUUAAGAAAGGAGAUACUGUCUAUAUCCUCAGGAAAAUUGAUCAAAACUGGUAUGAGGGUGAGCACCAUGGAAGAGUCGGAAUAUUCCCUAUUUCGUAUGUCGAGAAACUUUCUCCCCCAGAAAAAGCACAACCUGCCCGGCCACCUCCCCCUGCACAGAUUGGAGAGAUUGGAGAAGCUAUUGCCAAAUACAAUUUCAGUGCAGACACAAAUGUGGAGUUAUCACUCAGAAAGGGAGACAGAGUAAUUCUUCUUAAACGAGUGGAUCAAAACUGGUAUGAAGGUAAAAUACCUGGAACCAACAGACAAGGCAUCUUCCCUGUUUCCUAUGUAGAAGUCAUCAAAAAGAAUGCAUCAAAAAGUGUCGAUGACUACCCUGACCCUCCAAUACCCCAAAGCUAUUCUAGUGACAGAAUACACCACUUAAGUUCAACUAAGAUUUAUUGGAUGUUAGUGCCACAGCGCCCUGUCCUUGCUCAUGAAAACAUACACAGUGGGGGGGAACCGUUUCAGGCUCUAUAUAACUAUACUCCUAGGAACGAAGAUGAAUUGGAGCUCAGAGAGGGAGAUGUCAUUGAUGUGAUGGAAAAAUGUGAUGAUGGAUGGUUUGUGGGAACUUCAAGAAGAACCAAAUUCUUUGGUACUUUCCCUGGGAACUAUGUCAAGAGGCUGUGAAUUUUUUUCCCUACUUAUUUAUGCUGCAUCUCUGCAACACAUCUGCAUAAAGCUGCCAGAAAACAUGCUACGCUGCCCUUCUGUUUUCUUGCUUGCAGUCUCAGAUAGAGGCCAUCUAGUUCAUCCUCAUCCCAUCCCACCUGCCAAACCGUUCCAGCAGUAUUACAGCAACAACCACGAUGUGAAUAACUAAGCUUUUCUGAAACAAGAGGAAUCGUUUCAACAUUUAAAUACUCCCUGCUUUAAAGUCUUUUCAUUUGAAACACAAUAGGAACAGCCUGAUGACAGGUACACAGGUGAAUUGGGGGGGUGGGGGGGCAGUGGGCGGGAGAAGAAACUGGUUUUGGCUUGGGCAUUUGUGGUACUAUCACGAAGCCUGGUGGGAUUUUUUUCAGCAUGCAUGUAAUACAGGGGGAAGUUGCUGUCUACUGUUUUUUUUUUAAAAGUUUGAGUUUCCACAUUCUUAUUAGCUUGGCAGCAUUUGUUGCUUUCACUUUGCCGUAUCACAGGUUUGCCUAUUGUACUGGUUUACAGUGUAUGACAAAUUAUAAUAUAGAAUUUUUGCCUGCACUUGUAUGUUGUAACAUAUGCACAGUGAUUGUAAAAUCUCAAGCAAGCGUAGUGAAACAUGAAAGAACUGCAAGUGUUUUGAACGGGUGCAACAGUAUUGGCUAAACCUUUUUUUAAACAUUUUUUUCUUUCCCUUAUUAAGCUGUAGUGUUUUCUGUUGAAAGGUAAGAAGUGCAAGAGGCAUAAAAUCUUGGGAAGGAGGACUCGAUGAAGAAGAGAUAGACAAUGAUAUAAGCAUAGACAAUAAUAACCUGCUAUUGAGGUCUGAGAUUAAGUGGUUGUAAUGAAAAAGUUGUAAUAGUGAGCAACAUGAAAUAUGAGAGGUUAGUGUUUUUACAUAUCACAGGAAUUUUAAGAAGCAGGAGGUAAACUGUGUUAGUGCAAAGGGUUGUUGGUUGGGGUUUUUUUUCUUUAACAUAGCCACCUGAAAAAUAUUCACGAGUAUCACAUACUGAUUUGCUUCACUAUAUAUAUAGAUACGUAUGUUAAGGGAAUCUGAGUUACACAUUCUUUUUAGGAAUUUAGUACAGGAAAAAAAAAAAGUCAUGUAUUAAAACUGAUACAUUUUAGAGGGUGGUGUUUUGUUUUUUCCUGAAUGAAACAAGUAUUUCAAGAGAUACAUUUUCCAUAAGCAAAAGUAAGCUUAAAUAGUGAAUGAAAUUAAGGCACAGGAUGAUAAUUACUAUGGCUUCAUAAAAAUAAAAAUUCAGAUUUGGUUUCUUCAGCACCUUAUAGAUGGCAAAAGCUUCUACUGCAUUUCUCAAGGGUAAAGGAUUGAAAUUAUCAAAAUGUAUGUAGUCUCUGUAGCAUUUUGUACAUAUGUUUGCUUUUUUGUACAGAGCCAUUUGGUUGUUGAUUUAAAAAAAAAAAUUAAAAGUUACUUAUUUGAUCUUUGCCCUCUUCACAUACAGAACAUUUCAAUGCAUAUUUCUUUUCUUGCUCUAUUUACCAUAAGCACAUCUGGAUAGUGCAAUUCUGUAAGAUAGCAUUUUAUGCAAAAUUUUAUUAAUUAAAAUAUGGUUUACCAGCCAAAUCUAAAUGUACAUAUGUCUUUAUUACUGAGAAAUGUCGAUAAGACAAAGGUAAAGAAACAUCUUUGUGCAGCAUACCUUUAUUAUUGCAGAUUUCAUGGCAAAAGCUUUAUAUUCAAAGGCUUUCGAUUUUAAACUAGAUCUGCAUGCAGCUUUGCUGUGAGAUUAAUACCUAUCUUUGAUGCCGUUUAUUAUUGAAUACUUAAAUAUCGUUGCCUGUGAUAUUUAAAAAGUACUGUUUCUACUCUGUAACUGAUUUUAGAAAAAUACAAGUUUUUCAUACCUGGCUUUCAGGUAACUGACUGAAUUCCUACAAGCAAAAGGUCUCUGUGUUUUUUUUUUUCCUUGAAUAGACUUCUAAUAAAUUUUGCUUGGAGUACAAAA
This is a messenger RNA of Apus apus (common swift), 6866 nucleotides long. It is a transcript of the gene SORBS2, whose product is annotated as sorbin and SH3 domain containing 2. Bases 601 to 4881 code for a protein of 1426 amino acids. The transcript has 26 exons. The record is from RefSeq and is a predicted model, not a curated record. NCBI's taxonomy places the organism in Eukaryota, Metazoa, Chordata, Aves, Apodiformes, Apodidae. Gene Ontology annotation, biological process: Notch signaling pathway. Gene Ontology annotation, cellular component: dendrite; neuronal cell body; plasma membrane. Gene Ontology annotation, molecular function: protein binding.